Molecule: messenger RNA, 2043 nt
Organism: Botrytis cinerea B05.10
Lineage: Eukaryota; Fungi; Ascomycota; Leotiomycetes; Helotiales; Sclerotiniaceae
Exons: 2
Coding region: 408-1214 (268 amino acids)
Source: RefSeq, a predicted model, not a curated record
GAACUGCACUGCAAAGCAAGCCAGCGAGCCAGAGGAUACGAUAUUUGGAUAGGUAUCCCCAUUCCCCCAAGAUCUCGACUUCCGUCUUGUCAGUCAAGCGACCUAUACCUAUUACAUUACCUACAUACAUACACACAUACAUACAGUAGGAUACAACACUGUUUGUCCCCAUAUUCUGAACCCAUCAUAUACCAUGGGUUCAUCUUCCCCCCUCCAUCCCUUCAAUUGCCUCCCAUUUCUCUGAUACCAAACAUUUACUCUUCUUUCUUUCUUCAUCCCUACACAUAUACCCUCUUCUCUUUGAGCCUCAAUCCCCCUCGCUCAUCUGUCUCUUUCCCUCAUCUUCACUUGAUCAUUGCUUUCUUUCUCUAUUGCCCCUCACCCAAAUCAGAUGAUACCCCUUCAUAAUGUUAAUCAAGAACGCCAGAAACAACAAAAACCUCAAGAUCAUGGAUCCAGAUUGCGCCAUAUGUUCUCAGCCAGCCAUCGCAAAAUGCGAGUGCGAAGCCAAUGGCCUCACCGUCGCUGUGAGGCAGGCUGAAGCGAGGAUGAUGACUAGUGUUUAUAACGAUAUAAGAACAUGGGUCCGUGGCCACGCACAAGACUACAUCCUCUCAUACUUCAGCGUCCUCACCACUCGCCGUAAAGACGAACACGCUGCCCAAAUCCACCGCAUAACCGAACGAGCAGCCUACUACUACAACGCACGUCCACACCCAUCUGAAAUUGCAGCAGCUGAUUCAGAGCUCAAACGCGGCAUUGAUGAAGAUUGGCGCGCAAGCGUACAACGCUACCCGGAAGUCCUCGAGUACUUCUUCAGUUUAGUUGAAUUAACUUUACCCAGCGAUGAAGAGCCUGGUGUUCGUGAUCCACCUUUAUCAGCAUUGGGCGGAGGAGGAGGAAGGAAAGUUAGAUUAAGUGAGCCUGCUCCACCAAGAGGGUCAACACCUGCUGUAUCAGACGGAGGAGAAGAAAGGGAAAGAGACAGGAGGAGAGAACAGAGAAGGAUCGGUACGCCAGCUAAUGACAGAGAAAGACAUGUCGAAAGACAGAGAAGAGAUAGUAUGAGGGCCGAAGGAAGAAAUAGACCGAUGACUGCACCACCGCCGCCAGGAGGUCCACACAUGGCGCCUGCACUUAAUACACAUAGAAGCUCGAGGGCUACUCCACAAUAUGCUCCUACGCCAGGAUAUGCGUAUGUUAAUCCUUAUUGAAAUUGAUGAUUAGUUUUCAAAAAGGGGGAGAGAACACAAAAUUGAAAGAGGAACAGAUGACUUCAGCCGUGUGUGUAUGAUUGCCACGAUGCCUGGGGUAGGGAUUAAUGAUGCCAGGCACAGCUGAAGUUAUCGAGGCCAAAAGUUAGGCCUAGCUUGCAUAGUCACUCUGGCAUCAUCCCCAGGUUUCAAGCGGGUGAUGAUGGAUUCCUGAAUUUUGGUCGAAAGUUUAUCUCAACGUCUUAUUAUCCUCAGACUACCAAGUCUGUUUAUCUCAUUUGUACAUACCAUCUCACCAUUUCGGAUCACGUUCUGCUGGAUAUUACAUUACACCUCAAUACAAUCAUAUCAUUUUAUCUUUAUCGCCCAUCAGAUGAUACGUCAACGUAUCUCAUCUCAUCACGAUUUCACUCUUCUUACAAUCAUUACGACUACAACAUGAAAUAACACGUCUUUACGAACCUUCCAUGAGACUUACGACGAAAAGAUUGGUACGGGUCUGGCUUUUUUGCUUUGGUGCAUUCAUGUUCAUCCAGUUGCAGCAUAUUAUCUAUCUAUCUCUUUCUAGGCAAGGGAUUAUAUCUUAUCUAUCUACCCAGCAUAUUAGCGUCAGUCAUGGUUAUAUUAUCCGUCUGCUUUUGGAGCUUGGUGGGAUAGGGUGGAUCUUUGUCGGUAUUUUGGUGGUUUGCAUUUCAUAUGCAUUUCGUAUUUGGCUUGGUGGAACGAUAAUUUAUGGACUCGGCAGGGAGGAAGUUUGUGGGAUUGGAUCAGUUUGUGCAUUCGUUCAUUCAUUCAUACUUGUAUAUAUUAUCAAUGAUGAAAACUGUUA